GAAUUGCAGCCACGGAACGCGCGCGCCCAGCUAUAUUUACCCCUGUUGAUGCGCGCGCAUCGGUUGGUGUUAGAUCUCCAUGGGUGAUGUCACCACCAAGGAGAAGAAUGUGAUCGUGACGGCAUACGAGGAGGUGCCGCCCGCGCCGCGGCGCCGUCGUCCGGGGAGCGGCCGCGCUGGCGCGACGUCGUCGUCGUCGUCGACGACGACAGCGGAGGUGACCACUUGGCAGCAGGCCAAGGCGGCGCCGGCGGCGUAUCAGGCCGGCGUGGCGGCGGGCGCCCGGUACAGAGGCAGCAACCGGCGGGCGCUGCUGCUCGCGUACGCGCAGCAUCUUCGGCGGCGUGAUCAGCGCGGAGCUAGCGGCGAGCGGCCGCGGGUGCUGAUGGAGUGGGGCAAAUGGAAGACGCAAGGUCAUCCCGGUGCCGGCGCCGGCGGCGACGCGGUGGCAGGUGAGGAGGAGGAGAAGCUUAUACUGCAGAUUCCGGCUGUGGACCAGGGCGUUUCUCCGGCGAGUUCGGAGAAUCGGGGAGAAUGCGUUGUGCAAGAACAAGGAGAUCAGUCAACCGGCCAAUGUAGGAUAAUAUGGUUGAUCGAUCGAUUAACUAAUUGCCACUUCUGCUAGCUCAUGUGCUGUGCUGCUUCUUUCUGGCGAAUCUAGAUGAAACGAAUAGGAUCACCAAUGCCAAACAUAUCGUGCAUUCGUGCGUGAGAACUUGUACCGACUGUCUCUCGUACGUGGAGAACUGCUCUAUUUUCUGAGUUUGCAUUACUAAAGGGAAAGGUACGCACGGAUAUACCAAAACCCGACUGAAAUUUCUUUGCAAUUUUUACGAAAGGACGCCACUACACAGUUAGUUAGUGGUCUCGUGAUAGACUAAACUAGCGAUCCAAUUUUUUUUUUAUAUAACUAGUACCCUGUUCAACCAA
Oryza sativa Japonica Group (Japanese rice) is the source of this 930-nucleotide messenger RNA. Lineage: Eukaryota; Viridiplantae; Streptophyta; Magnoliopsida; Poales; Poaceae. The record is from RefSeq and is a predicted model, not a curated record.